AUGACUGAAUACGUCAAAGUCGAGAAGAUCGUCCCCAGGUUCCCACCGCCUGCCUUCAGCGACAUCGCAAAGGCCUCUAAUGAUCUCAUCAACAAGGACUUCUACCACACUGCCGCAGCCGCCCUUGAGGUCAAGUUGAAGGCCCCGAACGGCGUCAACUUCACUGCCAAGGGCACUUCGGCCCACGAUGGCCCCGUCUCUUCUUCCCUCGAGGGCAAGAAGGCCAUCUCCAACGGCAUCAGCAUCACCCAAUCCUGGAACACGGCCAACCUCCUGGCCACCAAGGUUGAGCUCAACGACACCUUUGCCAGCGGCUUGAAGGCCGAGGUCCUCUCCAACUUCAACCCUGCUGCCGGAAACAAGGGCCAGAAGGUCAAUUUCCACUUCAAGCAGCCCAACUUCCACGGCCGUGCUUUCGUCGACUACUCGGCUGCUGGUGCCAUUGGCACCAUCGCCGACGCCGUCGUUAGCCACGAGGGUUUCGUCGUCGGUGGUGAGGUUGGCUACGAUGUGCAGAAGGCUGCCAUCACCAAGUACUCUGCUGCCGUUGGAUACACCACCCCUCUGUACAACGCCGCUGUCACCGCGACCAACUCCCUGAGCGUCUUCUCCGCCUCCUACUACCAGCGCGUCAACCCCGCUGUUGAGGCCGGUGCCCGCGCCACCUGGGACUCCAAGUCUGGCUCCAACGUCGCCCUCGAGGUGGCUGCCAAGUACAUGCUUGACCCUGCCUCCUUCGCCAAGGCCAAGAUCAACAACCUCGGCAUUGCGUCGCUCGCCUACAACACCAAGGUCAACAGCGGUCUGACUUUCGGUAUUGGUGGCUCUUUCGAUACCCAGAAGCUCAACGAGGCCGGCCACAAGAUCGGCACCAGCUUCACCUUUGAGGGCUAA
This is a messenger RNA of Plenodomus lingam JN3, 894 nucleotides long. RefSeq lists its product as uncharacterized. Gene Ontology annotation, biological process: monoatomic anion transmembrane transport. NCBI's taxonomy places the organism in Eukaryota, Fungi, Ascomycota, Dothideomycetes, Pleosporales, Leptosphaeriaceae. Gene Ontology annotation, cellular component: mitochondrial outer membrane. Gene Ontology annotation, molecular function: voltage-gated monoatomic anion channel activity. The record is from RefSeq and is a predicted model, not a curated record.